Messenger RNA from Oncorhynchus tshawytscha (Chinook salmon), 2518 nucleotides. It is a transcript of the gene glra4a, whose product is annotated as glycine receptor, alpha 4a. Gene Ontology annotation, molecular function: transmitter-gated monoatomic ion channel activity; glycine binding; chloride channel activity. The record is from RefSeq and is a predicted model, not a curated record. Gene Ontology annotation, cellular component: synapse; plasma membrane; neuron projection. Bases 290 to 1795 code for a protein of 501 amino acids. Gene Ontology annotation, biological process: chloride transmembrane transport; chemical synaptic transmission; regulation of membrane potential. NCBI's taxonomy places the organism in Eukaryota, Metazoa, Chordata, Actinopteri, Salmoniformes, Salmonidae. The transcript has 10 exons.
AAGAGCGAGAAAGAAUGAGAAAAGCACACUCCCGCUAAAACACACACUGACAAACAAACACAAGUGUUAAAGAAGAGACCGAGUGGAUUCGUACAGUCCUCUGGAUUUAGUGGUUGGGGGGAAGAAGUUUCUUUCCCCAAAGCCAAACUGUUGUAUUAGAUUUGCAGACUCACAGAGACGAUGCCUUUCUUUUGCCUAGUCUCAAAAAUCGCUCAGUGGAUUUGAUUGCCGCUCAGAUUAUUUUCUGCAAAUUAUUCCAACGGAAGGGAUUGAGAGACUGAGUCAGAGGAUGCUCCCACAGGUCAUAAGGAUUCUAUAUGUCUUGUCUUUUUGCUUUUUUCAAGGAGGCUUUAUCAGACCGGGCUCCUGUAAGGAGGAGAUAAAGUCCUCUAGUAGGACAGUCCCCUCCUCGCAGUCCCCGUCUGACUUCCUGGACAAGCUCAUGGGGAAAAGGUCUGGCUAUGACGCCCGCAUCAGACCCAACUUCAAAGGUCCGCCUGUGAAUGUCACCUGCAAUAUUUUCAUCAACAGCUUUGGGUCCAUCACGGAAACUACUAUGGACUACAGGCUCAAUGUGUUCCUACGGCAAAAGUGGAACGAUCCCCGCUUGGCUUACCAGGAGUACCCAGACGACUCCUUGGACCUGGAUCCUUCCAUGUUGGACUCCAUCUGGAAGCCUGACCUUUUCUUCGCUAACGAGAAGGGGGCUAACUUUCAUGAGGUCACCACUGACAACAAACUGCUGCGGAUCUUCCAAGAUGGGAGUGUACUGUAUAGCAUCAGGCUGACUCUCAUCCUGUCCUGCCCUAUGGACUUAAAGAAUUUCCCCAUGGAUAUUCAGACCUGUACCAUGCAGCUUGAAAGCUUUGGGUAUACCAUGAAUGAUCUGAUCUUCGAGUGGUUGGCUGAGAACCCAGUGCAGGUGGCUGAUGAUCUGACACUCCCACAGUUUGUGCUGAAAGAUGAGCAGGAUCUAGGCUACUGCACCAAGCACUACAACACAGGUAAAUUCACCUGCAUCGAGGUUAAGUUCCACCUGGAGAGACAGAUGGGCUAUUACCUGAUCCAGAUGUACAUCCCCAGCCUGCUCAUUGUCAUCCUGUCCUGGGUCUCCUUCUGGAUCAACAUGGAUGCUGCCCCGGCUAGAGUGGGCCUAGGCAUCACCACCGUGCUCACUAUGACCACCCAGAGCUCUGGGUCCCGGGCCUCUCUACCCAAGGUGUCCUACGUGAAGGCCAUUGACAUCUGGAUGGCCGUGUGCUUGCUGUUCGUGUUCGCCGCACUGCUCGAGUACGCAGCAGUCAACUUUGUCUCACGGCAACACAAGGAGUUCAUCAGACUGAGGAAGAAGCAGCGGCGGCAGAGAAUAGCCAUGGCCUUGGCCAAUCAACCGGGGAGUGUAGAGUCACUGAGGAAAGUGAACGACCUGCCUAGCAACAGCACUACCAGCACCAGCUACCACGGGAACCUGAAUCAGCACUGCAGCGCCUGUGCCAGGGAAGAGGAACUGGCGAGAGACAGCCGUGGGUUUUACUUCCGCGGCUACGGACUGGGUCACUGCCUACAGACCAAGGACGGAACAACUGUGGAGGGUGCAACAGUCUUCACCCCGCCACCCCCAGCGGUGUCCACUGUUUAUGAUGGCGAAGCGGUCCGCCAGCGCUUCGUGGACCGGGCCAAGCGCAUCGACACGAUAUCCAGGGCCGUCUUCCCUCUGAGCUUCCUCUUCUUCAACAUUUUCUACUGGAUCACCUACAAAGUGCUGCGACACGAAGACAUCCAUGCAAACUUGUAAUACACUCUCUGCACAACUUCCUCAUUGUUUCAUGCUACAUUUCAGUUUUUCUUCUUUCAACCAAAACUGCCUGCAAGAUAUACAUUAAAAAAGGAGGAUUAAGUGUUUGAGGCAUAUGCUUCAUAACCAUUGAUCCUAAAAACUCUGCUCAGGUAGGUCUUCAGGAUCUCAGAGCGAGAGCAUGUGAGCAGAGAACGAAGUGAAGAUAUGGAUUCAAACUGGUGUUAGAUUGCAGUUUGUUUUUUGCAUUCUCUUUUAUCUUACUCCUCUUGUUUUGACUGGAUUACAGCAGAUGCUACAGGCGCUAGACUAGAGACAUAACAAUGCUAGUCUUUGAACUUCUGCCUGAACUCUGAAGUCGUUGUCUUUGCCUUUAGCCAUAUUCCAAAGUGAAUAUUGAUUGUAGCUGGAUGGAUAAUGCUGACUUGAAUUUUAACACUCAAUGCAUCUUUGAAUGAAUGUUUUUAAAAAAUAACAAUUAAAAAAAGGCUUUUUUACAACUUUAGAUUGCCAAACAAAUGAGGGAGGGAUUGGGGUCUUUGAUAUUCUGGAUAUUUAAAUGGGGUGGGGAUAUGUUGUUUUAACUACAUAUGACGAGAUUAUAUAUGUAUCACACACAAAUGUAUAAACUGUAGAUAAACAGAGUUGUUCAUCGAUUGUACACCUCACAAAUGUGUAUUUCCUUUUGUCUAACAUUUGAAUAAAUGGGAUAUUCUGCCAGGA